Molecule: messenger RNA, 1118 nt
Organism: Eruca vesicaria subsp. sativa (arugula)
Lineage: Eukaryota; Viridiplantae; Streptophyta; Magnoliopsida; Brassicales; Brassicaceae
Source: the annotation of a GenBank genome assembly
UUUUAGGGCUGUGCUUUCUUCUUUAGCUCUCUAGGUUUCUUCUGAACUAAUCUGGGUUAAGGUUUCAAAGUCAUGACCGGAACCUCAGACAAAUCGGGUAAGAAGAACAAAGGCUUGCCUUUGGGUACUGUGAAGGAUGAAUUCGCUUCUUCCUCCAAGUCCAAGGGAAACACUUGUUUGAAGAUAGAGCACGAAAUCCUCAAGGAGAAUCACGAGACUCUGAAGAUAGAUUACGCGAGUCUACAGAAAAGGGUUAAGCUUUCAGAGGAAACUUAUGAGGUCAUGAAGAAGCUUCUUCAGAGCAAAACCCAGGGACUCGAGGUGAAGAGCACCAGCUUGGAGGAGGAUUGUGUGAGAGUGAGAAGCGAGAGGGAUAAGUAUAAGAAAAUGUUUGAGGAGAUGAAGACUGUGGAGAGUGAUAGGAAGGCCAAGAUUGAUGAGCUGAGGAAGAGAGAAGAGGAGCUUUUGUUGGCGACAAGGAGAGGCAAGGAAGAUGCUGAGAAACUGAAGAACAAGUUUGUUGCUUUAGCUGAGAGAUUUGGUGUGAUUGAGGCAGAUUGUUCAUACUUGAAAGCGCUCUAUGAUGCUGAAGUAGCAGCUACAGGGCUUGGAGGGACUGUCAAUCUCAUCGCUCAUCAUCAAGGGAACAACGAUGCUACAGACUCAACAAUGAUAACUGAUGAGCACAAUGAUCCUCCAAGAGAGACUAACAUAAGCACUCAACGGUCUUUUGACAGAAGGAGCCAAGAAGACCAAUGCAAGAACCAAGAAAUCUCCACUCCCAGAGCUGUUACUAAUCAUUUACUGCCUUUCUCUGCUUCACCAUCAUCAUCAUCUUCCUCUUCCUCUUCAGAUGGCUAUGAUGUUGUGCUUAAGCGUCCAGCUAACUGGCCCGAGUGGGCAAUGCCUAAAGGUCCUGGUGAUGGUUCCAACAAGUCUUAGAAGAAGUGAGUUUGAAGUUGCAGACUCUUCAAGGGCAACUUCUUAUUACAUUUAUAUAAUAUCUCUUUUGAGGAACUACUGUUAAAUCACUUCCAAGUCAGUUUAUAUUCGUAAGUCAUUAGUAUGUCAGAAACUACAGUUGGUGACGAAUUUUAAAGCUAAUCAAGAGAGAUCAC